GAGGACCCAUUCACUACUGUGUCAACCCGUCUGAACGCUGCUGGACGCUUACCGACUGUUUCACCCUCUCGUCCAUUUUCCUUCUGCUUGACAACGAGGACGACUGGAUAGUGGAUUGUUCCUUCUGCUCCAAAGACUGCACCCCCACCAAGAGGGAUCAACUCCAUUUACCUCCUGGUGCCAUGCACUUCAUGGCAGUGCCAUGUGGAAGGUAACUUAAUCUCCCAUAUUCUGCCCUUCGACUCGUCCCAUGUCUGAGGACAGUGACCCAAAUCACUACCUGUACUCAACCCUGGAGGGGCGCGAACGGAACCGGGACAGGAUCGGCUACCAGGCGGAGGAAGAGGAGCACUCUCCCUGCAGCUCCAUCAGACAACUUCACAGAAUGGCGAGCAGUUACAGCGAGGGUUGUGGCCAGCAGGAUGGGGCCGAACUGGAGGCCGAGUUGGGACAUGCCUCCGAGGGGAGCGACAGCAGCCACGAGCACUCGGCCUCACCGGGCUCCCCGCAUGAUGACAGGAAGCGACCGCGCCCCCCUUUACAUGAGGAUGUAGAGAUGGGUGGCAGCGGCUCGAGCGGGAGCGGGACAGAAUCCCAUGGAAACGAGUCGCAUGGCAAUGAGUCGCAUGGCAAUGAGUCCGUGGGCAGCUCCAACGGCAAUGGAAAGGACUCGGCUCUCAUGGAGUCAUCCGAAAGCAACAAGAGCUCAAACUCUCACAGCCCGUCGCCGCCCAGCAGCUCCAACGCCUUCAGCCUGGUGAGCUCGGAGCAGGACAACCCUUCAACCAGCGGCUGCAGCAGCGAACAGUCGGCCAAAGCGAAGACACAGAAGGAGGUCUUCAAGACCCUAAAGGAUCUCAAGAUGCACCUACCAUCGGAAAAGAGGAGCAAGGGCAAAUCCAGCACCGUCAACACGCUCAAGUAUGCGCUGCGGUGCGUCAAACAAGUGAAAGCCAAUGAGGAAUACUACCAGAUGCUGAUGAUUAACGACAGUCAGCCGCCAGGGUUUGAUGUUUCCUCGUACACCAUCGAGGAAAUCAACAGCAUUACCUCUGAGUACACGCUCAAAAACACUGAUAUAUUCGCCGUGGCCGUCUCGCUCAUCACCGGGAAGAUUGUUUACAUUUCGGACCAGGCGGCGACCAUCUUGAACUGCAAACGGGAAGUGUUCAACAACGCCAAGUUCGUGGAGUUCCUGACACCGCAGGACGUCAGCGUGUUCUACAGCUUCACCACGCCCUACCGCCUGCCCUCAUGGAGCAUGUGCACUGGAACAGAGUCGUCUCCCACGGAGUGCAUGCAGGAGAAGUCCUUCUUCUGCCGCAUCAGUGGUGGAAAGGAGCAUGAAGGGAAUAUCCAGUACUAUCCGUUCCGCAUGACUCCUUACCUGAUGAAAGUCCAGGAUGCCGAGCUGGGUGAGGAACAGUUCUGCUGCCUCCUGCUGGCCGAAAGAGUGCACUCUGGAUAUGAAGCGCCCAGAAUCCCUCCUGACAAGCGCAUCUUCACCACAACACACACACCUAACUGUGUGUUCCAGGAUGUGGAUGAGAGGGCUGUUCCUCUGUUGGGUUACCUCCCUCAGGACCUGAUCGGGGUCCCUGUGUUACUCAAUCUGCACCCAAGUGACCGACCCCUGAUGCUGGCUGUUCAUCGCAGGAUUCUGCAGUACGCUGGUCAGCCAUUCGAUCACUCCUCGAUCCGCUUCUGUGCAAAAAAUGGCGAGUACAUCACCAUCGACACCAGCUGGUCCAGUUUUGUCAACCCCUGGAGCCGCAAGGUCUCCUUUGUCAUCGGCAGGCACAAAGUCCGCAUGGGCCCUGUGAAUGAAGACGUUUUUGCUGCACCAGCUUUCCAUGGAGGGAAGAUCAUGGACUCGGACAUCCAGGAAAUUAGUGAACAGAUUCACAGGCUGCUGCUCCAACCGGUCCACAACGUGGGCUCCAGCGGUUACGGUAGCCACGGCAGCAAUGGUUCCCAUGAACAGCUGGUUAGCAUCGGUUCAUCCAGCGACAGCAACGGGAAAGACACGGCGCGGAAGACAGCGGAGGAGACGGGCAAGGCCAAACCUCCCAGGACAUUCCAGGAGAUUUGUAAAGGGGUCCACAUGCUGAAGAACCAGGACUCCCAGGUCUGCCUGCACUCCCCUUACUCUUCGCCCAUACCAUCACCGUCCAAGCCUGAGCUGAAAAAGACCGCUGACACUGCUGUUGCAGCUCAGAAGAGUUCAGCAGUUCGUCACAAGGACUCAGCGCCCCCUCUGCAGGCUAGAGACAGUACUGUAGCCACCAUUGAAGACUUCCCCUGUAAGGACCAGACCAUGCACUCGUACCAGCAGAUCAGCUGCCUCGACAGUGUCAUCAGGUACCUUGAGAGUUGUAACAUCCCCAUCACGGUGAAGAGAAAGUACCAGUUCUCCUCCAACACCUCCUCUUUCAACUCAGAUGAAGACAAGGGCUUAGAAGACGGCAUGCAAGGGCCUCAGGAUGCAAACUCAGACCCUUUGAUGCUUGAAACUCAGCCAGGUCUAUCGAACAUGAAAGUACCCAAGAAGCCUCCAUCUGGAGCUGCUGCUGUGGUGGGCGGCCCCCUGGCUCCCCUCACACUGCCCAGCAAGGCUGAGAGCGUGGUGUCCAUCACCUCGCAGUGCAGCUACAGCAGCACCAUCGUCCACGUGGGAGACAAGAAGCCUGUGCCAGAGUCGGAGAUUAUAGAGGAUGUGGCAGAGAGUCCUGCACCCCCACCCCUGCCUGUCAGCAUCGUGUCCCUGCCCACCCAAGAGAAGGAGCCCUACAAGCGACUGGGGCUUACCAAGCAGGUGCUGGCUGCACACACGCAGAAAGAAGAGCAAGCCUUCCUCAGCCGCUUCCGAGAGGUCCCUAACCCCAGGACCCUCCAGAAAGGCUGCUCCGCGUAUCUGCACAGACAGAAAGGUCCAGCCAUCGCAGAAGAACCAUCUGGACCACGGGGAUCAGCCAAACAGGGCCCCUCCAAGCCUGAGACUACCACCAAGAAGGGCAACCGCAACAGGAAGUCCAAGAAGCCCAGGAUGAAGCAUCCUGAUUCGUCAGACAGCGCAAUAUCCAACCGCAAACCCCGGCCCCCUCUGCAGGGUCUCAACCAAACGUCGUGGUCUCUAUCAGAAGCGUCCCAGUCAGCUUUUAACGUUUCCUACCCAGCCAUGGUGCCUGCAUACCCCCUCUACCCCCCAGCACCCACUGCCCCAGCUCAGGCCCCCUGCCCUGACCCUUCCCUUUCUGCCGGAUUUGCAGAGGGGCAGAACACCCAAGCCCCACCCACUGCCACACCAUUUCCUGCACCCCUUGUUACACCUGUGGUGGCUCUGGUGUUACCCAAUUACCUCUUCCCCCAGAUGGGACCGAUGGGACCGAUAGGAUCAAUGGGGCCGAUAGGACCGAUAGGUCAGAUUGGACCGAUAGGUCAAAUUGGACAGAUAGGGCAGAUGGGGCAGAUUGGGACUGCUCCGAGACCCACAUUUUAUGCUGAGCAGUCCCAGACUCAACCUGCAUACACGACUCAGCAACCCUUUCAGCCCCCACAGCCGGCCUACACCAUACAGACUCAAGCCCCUUUCGCCAGCCAACAGCCGUUCCCUGUGCAGACUGCUUUUACUCCCCAACAGCCAUUCCAAACUGCUCACACCACCUUCCCUACCCAGCAGCCUUUCCAGACGCCGCAGACUCCUUACACCACCCAGGCGCCAUUCCAGGCCCCUCAGCCUACCUACACUACCCAGCAGCCCUUUGCUGCCCAGCCUUCUUUCCCAGUUCAGACUCAGUUUGUGGCUCAAGCCCCGUAUCCAGCACAGCCCUUCCCUUACAGCCUCACCGCUGACUCCACCAAAGCUCUGGCUGUGGAGCCUCAAGAAGGGGCCGCCUCACGCUCCUCCACCCCGGCCUCUGGAGCAAGGGACCCUGCCACGUCACCGCCGCUGUUUGAGUCGCGCUGCAGCUCGCCGCUGCAGCUGAACCUGCUCAGCAUGGAGGAGGGACAGCGCUCAGUGGAAAGACAGGACGGCACAAUGCCCCCUGCUGGACUCCAGGGUAACAGUUUAUCAACAGGAUUUGGUGGAGCAGCAGUGGAAAAGAUGGGAGGGACGUUCAAGUCUGAAAGUUUCCAACAGUUGGAUUCUCAAGGAGACGGAGCCCACAGCGAUGGUAACUCUUCUUCCUGUGACUUGCUGGACAUGCUGCUGCGGGAGGACUCCCACUCCGGCACGGGAUCGGCCACCUCCGGCUCCAUGGGCUCAGGAUCUGGAUCGGGCUCAGGAUCUGGAUCGGGCUCAGGAUCUGGCUCAGGCUUUGGAACAUCAGCUAGCGGAGCUUCUGGCAGCAGAACAGGGAGCAGCAACACCAGUAAAUACUUUGGUAGUGUUGACUCCCUGGAACCUGAUCCCAAGACCCAAGCCAAAGCCAAGACGAGAGGCGAAGGAGGCUCUGAUGGAGCGCAGUCCCAGACCAAGGUGUCAACCCAAGGGGACGGAGAUCCUUUCGAUAGAUAUGUUCUCCAGGAGCCCCUCUGGCUGCUCAUGGCCAACGCUGACGACAAGGUCAUGAUGACGUAUCAAAUGCCAUCCAAGGACAUCCAGAGGGUUCUACGAGAAGACAAGGAGAGGCUGAGGCAGAUGCAGAAGAGCCAGCCUCACUUCACGUCAGACCAGCGACGAGAGCUCUUGGAGCAGCACCCCUGGAUGAGGAGGGGCGGCCUACCAGCUGCUAUCAAUGUAAAGGAGUGUGUGUACUGCGAAGAUGCAGCAGCGGCAUCUCCAAUCGAGGAGGAUCUACCCGACAUGGAAAUGAGCAAUCUUGCCGAGGAGCUGAGACAAGAGGACCGGAACGCCAGGAGCCAAUCAGAGGCCUCUCAGCCUCAACAGGACACUGGCUCCUGAGCAUGCACACACACACAGCCUGCCAGCCAUUGAGCAGGGGGACACACUAUACCAGCCAUGGACCCUCGUGAUGCACACACACAACAUGAACUCAUCAGAACUCUGUGACGCCGCUGCGCUGAAAAUGAGGAUGCGUGCCACACGUCUGUUCAUGUGUGUGUUGUGCAGAGGACUGCUGUUGAAGUGCAGAUCUUAAUGUACCGACAGGAAGCAGGAAGGCGCCGAUGUUGGACUUCUGCCAGCUCUCACACACACACACACACACACACACACACACACACACACACACACAUUGGGGCCUAGACAUUGUGAACAGUGGCCUGUAAGAUAACAGUUUAUUUAAUUGUUUUCCAUCCUCUUCUCCAGAGGCAGAGAUUUACAAAGAGUUAAUUUAAGGAUAUGGCUGCUUUGCCGUUCGAGUCCUUCACCACCAGACAUUAUGUUUUUGUCUUUUAAUGUUAUGUCACAUGAUCCAGUUCGAACCCCAGGAUCGCUGUUGUUACCCCACAAGGAACUCGCUAUGUACAGUAGAUGAGGUUUUCGCUGGACGAUGUAGGCGGCUGGGUCUAGGGGCGAGAAGCAGCACUUUAGUUUCACUGGAGAGGUAAAACAACAAAAAGCACUUCACUCCAGAGCGAAUAUGAAGUCAUGUGGGGAAUGUUUUUUUUACCUUCUCAAAAGUGACAAUCUGAAACGUAGUGCGAGGGGUUCCUAUUUAUUUUCUACCAAAAAAUGUAUCUACAAUAGAUCGUCUAAAGUUUAAGCCAAAUCCACACAGUUGUAAACUUUUUUUUUUUGGUUUGAAAAACACAGAAUGUUUCAGUUCUUCUUCACUCUUGACUCCUCGUAUGUAAAAGGUUGUUUUCUGUCUCCGGGGUCUCAUGUUGUUUUCUAUUGUGGACAACAACACAGCAUGAUGGCUUCGGGAAAAAAAUUGGUCAGGAUCACAAACAUAAUGCUGACAUGUGUUUGUUAGGAAAAAAGAAAAACAGAGGUAGAAAUAAUUUCACUUUGGAUCUCUUAUUUAUCUUUCACCUCUUUUUUAUAUCUUGAGUUUCAGCCCUGUACGUUACCAAAUAAUGCCAAAACUGGUAAUAUCCUUUUUCUUUUCUUUUUUUAAGUAAAUAUGGUGCAUCUCUACUACAGUGUCAUUUGAAGACCAAACCGGUGCUGAUCUUUGGAUUUCUACAUAAUGCAGAAUGAUAUUGUUUCUGUUUGCAUCCUUCUUUGAGACUUUCCCAUUUCUUCUUCUCCUUCAGAUUAUUUCCACUCUUAGCGACUGUCAAACAGAACUGGUGUAUUUCACGCACGACCAUCAGGGCGAUUAUUUCAUCGUCUGUACUGGUCGCUGUGCUGCAGUUCAGAUUGUUCAGUAUGUUUUUUUUGUUUUUUUUGUUUUUUUUAGCAACAUAUAUCAAUACCAAGCAUCAGCACUGAAAUAUUACAGCAUGGUGGAAAAAAACAGCAUAACAAUUGUAGCAAAUAAGGGGACCAUAUUGCCUCAGUGACCUUAUUGCUUACCCUGGGAUACUUAUAGGAAGUGGUGACAUGCAUGCACCGGCGAGCCCUACGUCGUCGUUACAUGAAGUCUUCAGGAAAACGCGGUCCACAUUGGCUCCAUGUAAGCCAGUCGAGGUUAAUACUGGGAACAUGUGUGGUGCUACAGCAGAGACGCUGUCGGGGUUUGUGAAUGUAACAGACUGGACCAAGAGCAUCCCUCUGGCUUAGUUUGUCUUCACCGUUUUUUUUUUUUUGUUUUGUUUUGUUUUCUCGUUCAAAUGUCAGAACGUUUUUUAAUAUUGUUCUAUUUUUCUAUUCUUCUUCUUUGGUGUGUUUUAUUUUUUUAUUUUAUUUGACAUCUGCAUCAAGAGUGUUUAAGUGUCAUCUGGGACCACGGAGCCUACCUCUAAUAAAUCCCAGGUCACGUUUAAAGCAGCACAUACCAUGUGUAUGAAUGUGGGCAAAGCGCAAUGGACAAGAGGGGUCCGAUACUUCAGUGAUUCCGGUGAGGGACGGGCUCGAGCAGGGAGAGGACGAGCCCCUCCAACACUCACCUGUGGUUAACCUAUCACGAAUACAAGAAUGUAGUUAGAUGUUAUUGAAAGAGAAAUAUGGAAAGAAUCUGUUGUUCUCUGUCCGCUGGGAGAGGAUGAUGCUGCAGAGUUUAAAAGCCUUUAUCCUCACAGAGGGGGGAAUUCACACGGUACUCUCACACGAUGCUGUGUAUGGUCAUGUAAAUAUGUUUGACGCUGUAUGAAUCUGUGCUGUAAGAAACUGGCACAGGUCGGUGCGUUUUUUUGUAGGUAAUGUGGUGUUGUUUGAGACAUGCAGACAAUGUUGUAAUAAAAACUACAGAAAUAUAA
Messenger RNA from Labrus bergylta (ballan wrasse), 7269 nucleotides. RefSeq names its product period circadian protein homolog 2. Lineage: Eukaryota; Metazoa; Chordata; Actinopteri; Labriformes; Labridae. Gene Ontology annotation, cellular component: cytoplasm; nucleus. Gene Ontology annotation, molecular function: transcription cis-regulatory region binding; transcription corepressor binding. The record is from RefSeq and is a predicted model, not a curated record. Gene Ontology annotation, biological process: negative regulation of transcription by RNA polymerase II; entrainment of circadian clock by photoperiod; circadian regulation of gene expression.